AUGCCUCGGAACGUUUCUAUCAACCGGCAUGAAUAUUUUAUCAACCAAUUUCCUGGAACAGCAAAACAAAAGAAAGACUUCCAAGAGUGGCUCAAGCAAAUUCCAUGGCUGCAUCCCAAUCAUGUGAUGCUCUGGCUGGCAGAGGAGAUGGAUUACUACUUGUCGGUUGAUGAUGGCAAAGCACAUUAUGCAAUGGUACACGAAGCUUUAUGCCACAUCGCCAUUGAUAUUCAAAAUGAGCAUUCCCCUAAUGCAACCAUCGCGCUGCCCGGCUACGGAUAUCCUUUGGAAUGGAUGCCUGCCGCGCAGGAUCAUUUCCCCGUCACCAUUACGAAUGACGGCCGUGACUGGACUGCCAAGGCGCUGCUAAUUCGAGAGCUAUGUAUGCUCAAAGUCGUUGAAGAGAUUACAGAGAAGCCGGACUGGUGGAGCAAUAUUCGCAACAGAGACAUCGCAAGAAGCUGGGGAAAGGAGAUUCUAGCGCUUGACUGGAGCAAACACAUGAAGUAUGCUGAUUUUACUUCUUCUAUGGCCCUACAGACUAUCCGAGAGCUUAAGCUCAAAGCCGACUUAUAUGAGAAGACAGGACUCAUCCCUGUCUUCGAUUACUCCGCUUGUGUCAUCAAAUCUGAUACGGUCGUAUCCGAUGGGCUCAAAAAAGCAUUCGCCGGUCUUGCGACAGAGCUCAAACAUGUUAAAAGCUAUCGGUGCAUACACAAUGGUGGUCUCCUAAUUCGCCAAGCUCACACCUCUCUGUGCCCUUUGGUGUAUGGUCGAUCUCGGAUUCUCCCUGAUAGGACCAUUAAGCGCCACAAUUGCCUGAAUGCUUGUGGAGAAGGAGACAUUCUCUCAAAGCCUCGCAACACAGGAAUGGAUGCGGAAUACCGAUUUCGCCUAUAUGACGACACCUAUCAGUGGCUUCCUUUCGACGUUACCAUAAGCAAGCAAGGAAACGCUAGAAUAGACAGCUAUAUCAACAACUUGCAUCCUGUCAAGGACAAAAAGCUGUACUCGAUUAUUUCAAAGGCCAUCAAUCACGCGUUACCGGCAUGGGACAUUGUGUAUAGAUGGCCUCAUCAUUUUGCUUUUCAGAGAAUACGGGGCGCAGAGCUAAUCACCAGCUGCAAAACUCCCCGUAUAUGCGCACGCCGCAACAGAAACUGCAGGUCUUCUAAUUUAUCUGCAGAAGCCAGUAUCGAAUAUGAGAGGCGCGUUGCGGCGAGAGCACAGCGAACAAACAAGACCAAUGCCACACAGACGGGUAUACAGGAAGGUAUGAAUACUGUUAAGACGUCUGAGUGCCAAGAUUAUCCGGCUCUCAACCUCAUAUUGGAAGACAAUGAGAGUGAUGCAAUGGUCAUGCCGGAAGAACCUUCUAUUCCUACAUGGUUCAUUGACAAGCACCCAAUCAAGUUCCCUGAGCCACACUUCACAGAUGGCCAGUAUUUCCGUCUCCGUCCAUCCGACGUUAAAUCAUCUGGCUUUUUCUCGCAUCAAAAUAAGCGAAUUCAGGUAAUGAUCACAUUUGCAGAAAUCCAGCUCAGCCCCGAAAACCCCGAAUACAGGGGCGAUGUAUGGCAGACAGAUGGUCAACUCAACGAACAUAUUGUAUCCACGGCCAUGUUCUGUUAUGACAUUGAAAACAUCACGGAUAGCUACAUAUACUUUGGUGCUGUUGGAGAUGGAGAAAAUUUGAGUCCAGGCCCUUCAUCAAUCCCAGAAGAACUUAUUUAUAGGGCAUUUGGUUUCUUACCAGAAGAAAAUAACUUCCAAGUUUUAGGUCGCGUCAGAGUUCAUCCCGAUAAUGCCAUCUUCUAUCCAAAUGUCUACAAACAUCGCCACGGGGCCUUUUCCCUGGUCGACCGGUCCAAGACAGGACACCUCAAGUAUUUCAAGCUGUAUCUAGUUGAUCCAGGCAUUCCCAUCAUAUCCACAGCCAAUGUGCCUCCUCAGCAGUAUGGCUGGUGGACUGAGUCUGAGAUACACAACCAAGGAUUGGGUAUUGUCCAAAGGCUACCGUCAGAGUUGAAAGAACUGGUGCACAGCUAUGUGGAUUUUCCUAUUGAUGGUAAAGAAGAGAAAAAAAUUGAUCAAGAAAUGAGUUUGCAUAGGGAUGAUAUGGGAGAAUGCCUCCAUACCACACCCUUGGACGACGGCAGAUUUGAUGAGGAUUGGGAUGAAUUUUGGGACUGGCUCUAG
This is a messenger RNA of Trichoderma gamsii, 2199 nucleotides long. RefSeq lists its product as hypothetical. The transcript has 4 exons. The record is from RefSeq and is a predicted model, not a curated record. Lineage: Eukaryota; Fungi; Ascomycota; Sordariomycetes; Hypocreales; Hypocreaceae. The coding region runs from base 1 to 2199 and encodes 732 amino acids.